AUGACAAAGUCUUGGUUUUCAGGGAAUGCAGUGCUAGAUUCAUUUGCAAGUAGGGCUCGCUCGCCAACUACAGACUCAUCCACGCCUGGACUUUCGGAGAAAGCGGUGGAUGCUGGUAAUAACCCUCGGCAAGAGCAAGACGAAGAGCGGCGAGCAGAAAAUGGGGAUGGAUUUCUUCUUGGCAAAGCUUUCAAAGCAACCGCAAAGAAACUACCGGGGGAGUGUCGUGAAAACGCUCUCAUAUUCGCAGCGCUCGCCGAUCGCCCGCAGAUAAUUGAAAUCCUGCUACACGAAGACCCCUGGCCACUCUUAUGGAGUGAAUCAGAUAUCAGCAGAGCGCAAAUAAUUACGUCUGUUAAUAUGAAAAAGCGUGAUCGUGAUGUUGAGCAUGGGCACUAGCAGGAGGUGCAGCAGCAGGGAGGACAGUAAGCAUAGCAUGAUGCUGUCUUUCACAGGACUAUACGCAGAUCGAGGUGAUCUUGGUCUUGGACAUGAUAAGAAUGAAAAUGUUGCCUUGGUGUUGUGGUGCUUGUGCACAAACAUCAACAACAUCAAGUAAUUACAAUUAGUACAGACCGCCAGAUAUUACCUAGAGAAUACAGAGGACGUUGUAAGUUUAUUUCGAAGCGAUUGUGCCUGUAAGUCAGCAUUGACAUUGAAACUGAUCCUGACAUGAAGAGAAUUUGUUUCAGUUUGUUUCAAUUUCAUCCUGUGGAAACAUUAUAUAUCUUCUUUGUGCUUUUGUGAUAUUAGAAGUUCGGUAGUGCUCAAGGUGAGCUCGCUUAUCGAAGCAUUUCCUUCUUAUACUUCCGAUUGAUUUCAAUUCCCUAGCACCAUCCAUUGGCCCAUUUAGUGCAGGUAUAAUGAGCGUCGCGAUCAUGAACGAUGUCUGUUUUUUCUCGGCAGUACAAAAUUUUUGCCUGCUGAGGAUUACACACUCGUACUGAUUUUUGGCAGAUGAACAAUAUGAAUCAAUAAGUUUCAGUAGAUUUCUUGCUGACUUGGACAGUCUCCGAAUCUGAUAGCUA
Molecule: messenger RNA, 1028 nt
Organism: Amoebophrya sp. A25
Lineage: Eukaryota; Dinophyceae; Syndiniales; Amoebophryaceae
Source: the annotation of a GenBank genome assembly